Molecule: messenger RNA, 2378 nt
Organism: Chlamydomonas reinhardtii
Lineage: Eukaryota; Viridiplantae; Chlorophyta; Chlorophyceae; Chlamydomonadales; Chlamydomonadaceae
Exons: 11
Coding region: 138-1841 (567 amino acids)
Molecular function (GO): S-adenosylmethionine-dependent methyltransferase activity
Source: RefSeq, a predicted model, not a curated record
GUAUAACACCUGCUGUUUAGCAUAGCCCGUUUUCUCAUAUUUGUUGUCCAUACCCGCCUGCACCAGUGCACAGAGACCUUGAGCGGCAACCUCUCGUACGCGUUUGUUGUGUACCAAAAGUGGAUUAAUACAACAGUAUGCAGCUGUCGCGACAGCCACGGAAUUUGCGUGGCAAUGGCUGGCCGCGAGUGGCCGUGCCCGGGCUCAGGGCCUCCAUGGUUGCUAAAUCCGUCGACCCCCAGUCGGAGACAUCAACAGCGCCCGAGGCAACUCCUACUUGUAAAACCAAUCGCACCUUCACCGCUGCCAGCACUUCCGCUCCGGUCGCCUCCUCUGCGGUCGCCUCCUCUGCGGUCGCCUCCUCUGCGGUGCCGCUGCCAGGCCCGUCCGCGCGGCCCACACCAGCGGAGCUGGACGGGCUGCGGUUCAAACUUGACGCGAGUGUGGAGCGCUGGAGCACUCGUGAAACCUUCAUGACUGCAGCCAUCAGCGAUCCAAAGGACAACAAGAAGGCCAGCGACCUAUCCGGCUCCAACAUGAGGCUUGCAGACGUGCUGCCGCGACUGCUGCAGCCGGCCAGUGGCGCCGGCGCGGCGGCGACCGACCCCAAGCGCGCCGCGCACUGGGCCUACCACCUGGUCCGACACCUGGGCUUCAACGGCUUGGCCUUCGCGGGCUUCGCCGCACACGACCUGGUGGAGCGGCUGCAGCGGCUGCAACGCCAGGUGGCGGGCGGCGGAAGGGGCAGCAGCAGCGGCGGCACCUCACGGACGCCAUUUGAGAAGUUGUUGGAGGGGGCGGAGGCCGAGCUCGCAUACCGGCUGAGUGACUUCAUUGAGGCGGUGGACCAAGACUACGACAACAUCCGGUCCGGCUACUACCCACUGCCCUGGGACAUGACCUCGCCCCGACACCGCCAGUACAACCCAGCCUACGUGGCCGCCUCGUCCGCGGCAUACGUGGGCGAGUGGGUCAAAAUCACUCAGCGGCGGCUGGCUAAGCAGCCCGAGCCCGUGUGGCUGGACGGCGGCAAGCUGUACCCGCAGUACUACAACAAGACAUUCCAUUUUCAGACGGACGGAUGGUUCUCGGCACGGUCAGCCUUCGUGUAUGAGACCACCACUGAAGCGCUGUUCUCAGGGCUGCAGGACAUCAUGCAGCGCACCACCCUGCUGCCCAUCGCCGACUACGUGCGCGAGGCGGAGUCGGGCUCGGGCCCCGCCUCAUCGGCCUCGGGCGCCAGCGAGCGCAGCCCAGCGCAGCUUCGGCUGCUAGAGGUGGCGGCAGGCACCGGCCGCUUCCACACCUUCAUCAAGGAUGCGUACCCCGACAUGCGCACGGUGUGCUCCGACCUCAGCCCCUUCUACCUCGCCCGCGCGCGCAACAACAUGCGCUACUGGCGGCGCUUGCGUGCGCGCGGGCGGUUCCUGGGCGGAGUGGACGAGACCGGCACGGAGUUCCUGCAGACUGCCGCGGAGGACAUCGCCGCGCCCGACGACAGCUUUGACAUCGUUGUGUGCGUGUACCUGUUCCACGAGCUUCCCGAGGCGGUGCGGCGCCGCGCCGUGUCCGAGUUCGCGCGCGUGCUGCGGCCGGGCGGUCUGCUGGUGCUCACAGACAGCGUGCAGCUGGGAGACAGGCCGGGACUGGAACGCAACCUGGACGUCUUCGGCAAUUUCAACGAGCCCUACUACAGGAACUACCUGUCCUGCGACCUGGGCUCCAUGUGCGAGGAGGCGGGCCUGACCCCCGACACCAAGUACCUGUGCUCCGCCACCAAGACGCUCAGCUUCCGCAAGGCCGCGGUGGGCGAGGCGCCCGCAACCGCCCCGGCCGUGUGAUUCGGGCAAUGCGGGGCCACGAUGUGUGGCGCAUGUGCGGUGUCAGGGCUGUCGGUGCAGGUGCUGCUGAGGCUGGUUGCACCAAAGGCCUACUGAGGGCCGAGCAGCUGAGGGGUGCUGAUGUGUAUGUUGGGGAGGGGGCAUGAACGCGGUCGCGUCCGCACCCUACGACUGCGUGUCGUCCAGGAGGUUGAGUGUAUCGUGAGCCCGGCUGGCCCGGCGCCAUCGUGUAUCCUGUGCCCGUAACUCAUGUUUGAUGGCAGGGUGAAGCGCUUGCACUUACAAUUUUGACGGGACUAUGGUGGGACGGCAGUGUCAAGCGCACGGCAUAUUGUCCGUUGUGCCAUGACAGGAGGUCCGGCACUGGUGAUGGCAGGUGACCAGGAGGUGGUAGGCAGGGGAGCCACAGUACGUGGAGGAAAGCAACUAAGCAAAGUGUUGGCCGCACGUCCUGAAACCCUGUGUCGGCGUUCGUGCACUUUGACUGCAGGCCGAGCCAUCAAUAACAGGAACACCAGUGUGGGCAAGAGUGUAAUC